AUGUUAGAAAAAGUUCGAAUAAUAUCUAAUCGUCUACAAGAAAUAUGUGAAAUAGACACAAAAUAUUCUCGUGUUUUUAUUCGGUUUUCUAAGAAAACUAUAGUUAAAGAUUGGAAAAAUGACUUAUCGAAUUAUUUAAUUGAACUAUCAGAUGAAAUGAAAACAUUAAAUCAUACAGAUCAAAUUGAAGCUUUAAAUACUAAACUAUCGAUUGUACAAGCAUUAAGAAAAUUAGAUUGGUUUUUAGAAGGUGAAAAAUUUACUGAUAUUUAUCGUACUUAUCAAAAUAUAAUUUUUGAAAAAAUUUCUGGCGUUAGUCAACAAAUUAUAGAUGCUAUUAAAGAGUUUGAUUAUCAACGAGUUGCGGAUAAAAUGAUGGCAUUACAGUCAUCGAAUGAAGUAGGAAAACAUUACUAUGCAGAAGUUAAACAAUCACUUAAUGCUAGUUUAAAUCUAUUAAUAGAUGGAACUAAAGCUCAAGCGAUUACGCUUGGAAAUAAUAUAGAAAUAGAAGAAAUAAAAUUGAUAGGAGAAAAUUUGAAAAGAAUAGAAAGAGCAAGACAAUUUAUAGAAAAACACUUAGAUGCACCAGAUGAAAUAGAUAAUUGUAUAGAAGAUGUUAAAGAAAAAAUUGAAAAGCGAAUAAAACGCUUCUUAGUAGGAGUAAAAACUCUUAUAGAUAAUCAUAAUUUCUUUGAAGCAGAUAAAAAAAUCGACUCAAUCACGUUAGUAUGUACUUUAUUAGGAAAGUAUUAUGGAAAAGAAAUUUCUUAG
Molecule: messenger RNA, 774 nt
Organism: Rotaria sp. Silwood2
Lineage: Eukaryota; Metazoa; Rotifera; Eurotatoria; Philodinida; Philodinidae
Source: the annotation of a GenBank genome assembly